Molecule: messenger RNA, 495 nt
Organism: Onthophagus taurus
Lineage: Eukaryota; Metazoa; Arthropoda; Insecta; Coleoptera; Scarabaeidae
Source: RefSeq, a predicted model, not a curated record
AUGGUACGUAAAUGCACAGUAUAUGUGAGAGAUCCAUUGAAAGAACCAUUAUUACCCCAUGAAUUACUUAAAUACCCCUACCAAAAAAUAGCAAUGGAUAUUUUAGAUUUCGCAGGUAAAUCUUACCUUUGCGUGGUGGAUUAUUAUUCUAAAUGGUUAGAUAUUUUACCAUUACAAUCAAAGACAGCCAUAGAUGUAAUUAAAAAGUUGAAACCUCUCUUUUCGACUCAUGGUAUCCCAAAUGUGGUUAUUGCGGAUAAUAUAUCUUUCGGAACUUACGAGUUUAGAAAAUUUGUGGAGAAUUAUGAUUUCACGAUUAGAAUAACUAGUCCGCAUUACAGUAGGUCCAAUGGGUUAGCUGAAAGAUUUGUGCAAAUAGCCAAGAACAUUAUCAGAAAGGAAGUGAAUUGUCUACAGCUUUAUUGGAAUACCGCACGACGCCUCUAUCAAAGAUUGGCUUGGCUCCUUGUCAAUUGUUAUUCAAUAGAAGAAUAA